UUCAAGAUGGCAGAACCGAUUGAAGCUGCCCCAAACAAGCCUAAAAAGUCAGGCAGACUGUACUGUAAGGCUGUCUUCACUGGGUACAAGCGAGGCUUGAGGAAUCAGCAUGAGAACACGGCACUCCUGAAAAUUGAGGGAGUCUCGUCCAAGACGGAAACAGACUUCUAUCUGGGGAAAAAAUGCUGCUACGUGUACAAGGCCAGAACGAAGACUGCCUGCCCUGGCCACGACAAAGCCAGCCGUAUCCGUGUUAUUUGGGGGAAGAUCACCAGACCACAUGGCUGCAGUGGUGCAGUCAGAGCCAAGUUUGCCAAAAACCUGCCGGCAAAGGCUAUGGGACGCCGAAUUAGAGUGAUGCUGUAUCCCUCAAGAAUUUAAUCACCACGAAGGAAUGAGAGUGUUGAAAAUAAACUUAUGGCAGGUGUAAA
This is a messenger RNA of Liolophura sinensis, 431 nucleotides long. Its product is annotated as large ribosomal subunit protein eL33-like. Gene Ontology annotation, molecular function: structural constituent of ribosome. Lineage: Eukaryota; Metazoa; Mollusca; Polyplacophora; Chitonida; Chitonidae. The coding region runs from base 7 to 381 and encodes 124 amino acids. Gene Ontology annotation, biological process: translation. The record is from RefSeq and is a predicted model, not a curated record. The transcript has 4 exons. Gene Ontology annotation, cellular component: ribosome.